GCCUGCAGCCUGCCCAUGUGGUCUCCAGGCCUGGACCCCAGGGAUGGGGACAGCUCAGUAUCAUCAGGCCGCCUCUCUGGCUCCUCAGGGGGCCAUGAAUCAUGUACGCCUUUCCAUGGGCCCUGGAAGGAGAGGCCACCCCUGGUGUUGGGGCCCCGGCAUCAGCUCAGGAAGACCAACCCACGUCUGGAGCAGUUGAGGGACAAGAUCCGAGCCCAGGCACAGAGGCAGGCCAGCUGUGCCUCCCUGGGUACCUCUGUCCCCUCCAGUGCUUCAUGCUUCUACAAGGCCUCCUCCCCAAAGCAUCGACGGAAGACCCCCAAGGUGACAAAUACCCUUCCAGCGCCCACUCGUCCAGGUCAGUGGCUGCUUUGCCCACAUGCAGAGCAUAGAGGUGAAGACAGGGUACCUCUCAGCCUGGGGCGGGAGCUCUCCAGGUUUCCCCUGUACCACCUCUCAGUUCCAAGGACAAGCCAUGAAAGGAUCAAAAGUGCUUCUAGCAAAAGAGAGGCCCGAAGGUCGCCUACCCCCUGCAGAGCUGCCAGAGGCAAAGGAGCUGACAAGACAGCCAUCGAGGGCUCAUCUGCCCUUACCUGCUUGUCCAGGCCAGCCUGUAUCCAGAAUGACCAGCCAGCAUCCCAGCACACAUCCAGCCUGGCUUCCCGGGAUCAGUCAGCAACAAUUCAAGCUGCUAUGGCCAUCCUAAAAGACCUCCGCCAGCAAAUCCAGGCUGGGCUGGAGCUGGCCAGGCGCCCCAGGGUGACACGGAAGCUCAUACCAUCAAAACGAAAGUCACAGAGCCUGGCAGGGAGGAGGCAGCAGGGGCCCCAGAGCACCCAGGACAUACAGGAUUCCCUCUCAAAGAACGUUGGAGCUGUGACAAAGGGGAACGUUGGAGCUGUGACAAAGGGGAAGUGCUCUUCCCCAGACAGAGCCAGAGGCAUUCAUAUCCAGCAGCAUUGGAGCCCUCUGGCUGAGAGGGAGUCCUGUCCACAGAGGGCCUGGGUAGCUCAGUGGCAGGACACCUCCUUCCAGAGGCCUGGGAACCCCCCAGAAAAGCUGAGUUCCUUCUUACAGCGACCCUGGAGUGCCCUGGCGGGGCAGACCUAUCCACAGAGGUCAUGGGCAGCCCAGGGACAGGACAUCUCCUUCCAUAGGCCUGGGAGCCCCCCAGAAAAGCUGAGUUCCUUCUCACAGCGACCCCACAGCGCUCUGGCUGGCCAGGCCUCUUCACAGAGGGCCUGGGAAACUUGUAACGACCAGAAGGUCCCUGGGCCCAGUCUGUGGAGCUCCUUGGACAGGCCACGUCCUGCCUUCCCACGGCCCUGGAAUAGCUCUUUUGUGAAAAGGUCCAGCCUGCACAGCAAGGGCAGAAGUGGGGUCUCCCCUCCCUCAAAAGUCAAACAGGCUUGGCCAGAGCCUACCCAGGGCGUCUCUCAGAACCCACCAGACACACAGGAGUCCCCACCCCGUCCAAGGCCUCGGGGUCUCCCGGGCCAACCACAUAGCUCUGAGUCCUUGCGUGAUUUCAUGCGUCAGAAAGCACAGGCCCGCCGACAGCAGGUAAUGGAACAGAAGGCGGCGGCUGCACACACGCUGGAGCUGCGGAAUCGCAGGCUACAAGAGGUGUACCGGAAGCAGCAGGAGGCCGUCCUCGGCAAGGUCGCCCCUGUGGUCUCCCAGAGGAGCCCCGGCAUUGUCACCUUUGUACCCAGUUCUGCACAGCCUGGGAACCCGGAAGCCCCUGGGAACAUGCAGUCACCACAGCGAAAGUGGAGCAAAGUGACACCCGGCAUGGUGCUGGGGGACCAGGAGGCCCCAGAUAGCUUCUGUCUGUGUUUGAAUAGACCCUGGAACUGCACUGAGACCCUGGACACCAAAGGCCCCCGGAAUGGCUACAAGCAGGCACGGCUGCAGGCCCUGGAGACCAUGGCCGACAUCCUCAACCAACGCAUUGACAUCCUGAUGGCCGAGCUGCACAGGUCAACAUCACCAGUUGCAGAUGGCAACCCGGCCCCUGAUGUGCUGUCCUUGGGCACUAGCACAGGGGCUGCGACCUUCACUCUCACUGCCCCUACACAUCCUGGGGCCUUGGCGUCUAACAAGGGCCAAGGUAGGCCCCAGGACUGGGUGCAUUCACAGGCCAGGCCCCUCCUCUCCCCGGCCUGCUCCUCGGAUGAUGAGAGGCUUCCACAGAGCCCCAGCUGGGAGCUGCAGAGCCUGAGUCCAGGAGCCCACCUCAAGAGCCAGCCCCAAGGUCUUCUUUCCAGCACUCCUGCCCUAGAGUCUCAGGUCACCCCUCACAUUCCAACUUGCCACGCCGGCUCAUCAAGUCCUGAGGCCCUUUCCAAAGUGGCCAUGGAGCAGAGACAUUGGGAGCUGGAGAUGAGGCUGCAGAGAGAGAUGGCUGCCCUCCAGGCCCUCAGUGACUGCACGAGGAGUUCACUCGGGGUGCCAGUUCCACCAGACCCCGCUCGUGGCUCCCUUUGGCUGAAGGAGAUGCCAGAAGCCAAAGGGGCAGACUCAGUAAUGCCCUGGACCACCCGGAGCUGCGGUAAGGGCGAGCCCGCAGACAGACCCUGGGCUGGCUGGUCGGGUGGCCAGGGGGGUCUCCCAUGGGCCUCCUCUACUGCCUAG
This is a messenger RNA of Nannospalax galili (Upper Galilee mountains blind mole rat), 2637 nucleotides long. It is a transcript of the gene Ccdc187, whose product is annotated as coiled-coil domain containing 187. The transcript has 10 exons. The coding region runs from base 16 to 2637 and encodes 873 amino acids. NCBI's taxonomy places the organism in Eukaryota, Metazoa, Chordata, Mammalia, Rodentia, Spalacidae. The record is from RefSeq and is a predicted model, not a curated record. Gene Ontology annotation, cellular component: centrosome. Gene Ontology annotation, molecular function: microtubule binding. Gene Ontology annotation, biological process: microtubule anchoring.